Messenger RNA from Syngnathoides biaculeatus (alligator pipefish), 1449 nucleotides. RefSeq names its product ammonium transporter Rh type B-A-like. The record is from RefSeq and is a predicted model, not a curated record. Gene Ontology annotation, biological process: ammonium transmembrane transport; ammonium homeostasis. Gene Ontology annotation, cellular component: plasma membrane. Bases 7 to 1449 code for a protein of 480 amino acids. Gene Ontology annotation, molecular function: ammonium channel activity. The transcript has a single exon. NCBI's taxonomy places the organism in Eukaryota, Metazoa, Chordata, Actinopteri, Syngnathiformes, Syngnathidae.
GUAACGAUGAAUGCAUCAACAAGUUUACGAGUGCGUCUGCCCGCAUUGGUGUUAGUGUUGGAAGUCGUCAUCCUGACUCUGUACGCCGUCUUCGUCACAUAUGACGACAAUGCCAAUGCCAGGCUGCAAAACAAUGAGACCAACCCAAUGGACAACAGCCUGUAUCGCGACUACCCGUACUUCGCUGACGUCCAGGUGAUGAUCUUCGUAGGCUUCGGUUGCCUGCUGGCCUUCUGCCGAUUCUAUGGCUUCAGCGGGAUGGUCUUCAACUUUCUCACGGCCACCUUUGCAAUCCAGUGGGCGAUCAUCAUCCAAGGUUUCUUCCAGUUUUACCACGAUGGUAGAAUUCACCUGGGUGUCAUCAACUUGUUGUACGCAGAGUUUGCGUGCGCCGUGGUGCUCAUCUCCUUUGGGGCUGUGCUUGGGAAGACCAGUCCGGUGCAGCUCCUGGUGAUGGCUCUGCUUGAGAUCCCUGUGUUUGCUGUGACAGAGUGGGCUGUAUUGAAAUACAUCCGAAUCAAUGAUGCCGGUGGUAGUAUUCUUAUUCACUUGUUUGCCUGCUACUUUGGCCUCGGUGUGACAUUCGUGCUCUACCGCCCGACGCUCAAUAACGGACACUCCAAAGAAAUUACAAGCUACCAUUCAGAUAUCCUCUCUACAAUGGGAACCUUGUUUCUCUGGGUGUUCUGGCCAUCCUUCAACUCUGCACUCACCUUCAAAGGUGACGAUCAACACAGAGCAAUCCUGCAUACGUUUAUUGGUCUGAGUUCGUCCACUCUCACGGCAUUCGCACUUUCAGCGGUGUUCAAUAAACGAGGCAAGCUCACAAUGGCUGACAUCCAGAACGUGACUUUGGCAGGUGGUGUGACAGUUGGAGCGUCAGUGGACAUGAUGAUUUCUCCUUCAGCUGCCUAUGCGUUGGGCAUCAUGGGCUGCACUGCUUGUUUCUUUGGAUACAAGUACCUCAGCCCCUUUUUAGCACGGCACAUGAAGAUCCAGGACCAGUGCGGCAUUCACAAUCUGCAUGGACUAACUGGCCUCAUUUCAUCCACUGCCGGGAUUUGUGCUAUCCUGCUGGCCACUGAGGAAACCUACGGACCCAGCAUGUACCAGAUCUUUUCCCACCGCGCUCCCCCUGAGGGACAUCCAAGGCUCGUGGAGCUUCAGAAGCUGAUCCCCGGAUUGAUGCCAGGCUUGGGCCGGACGGCGCAAGAGCAAGCUCUGUACCAAGUGGCAGCGGUCUUUUCCACCAUUGCCAUUUCUACUGUUGGUGGGCUCCUGACUGGUCUGGUCUUGAGGCUGCCGUUCAUGGCUUCCCCAUCUGAUGAGGACUGUUUUGAUGACAAAGUGUUUUUUGAUAUGCCUUCAGAUUUUAAUGGAAUAGAAGCUGCCAAGAACUCUAUAACCUGCAAUCAUGUUGAUGUCCAUAAAAAUAAAUUGGCUCCAUAA